This is a messenger RNA of Trematosphaeria pertusa, 3193 nucleotides long. Its product is annotated as intracellular protein transport protein. The record is from RefSeq and is a predicted model, not a curated record. The transcript is spliced from 5 exons. Gene Ontology annotation, cellular component: Golgi stack; cytoplasm; ER to Golgi transport vesicle membrane. Bases 190 to 3090 code for a protein of 966 amino acids. Gene Ontology annotation, biological process: vesicle fusion with Golgi apparatus; transcytosis; endoplasmic reticulum to Golgi vesicle-mediated transport. Lineage: Eukaryota; Fungi; Ascomycota; Dothideomycetes; Pleosporales; Trematosphaeriaceae.
CUUCGUGGAUUGCAGCUCACACCACGGGUUCAUGCUGCUGUGAAGCACUCCAGGCUCCCUCUCCGCUCCUGCGAUCAAUGGGCCGCAUUCCUGCCAACGCCCCGCAGUCGAGCACCACGUGUCCUCCCAACGCUACAAAUCUACCUUGCUCGCCAUGAGUGCGCGGUAGCUAGCGACCAUCCUUCGAAGAUGCUGCGAAUGCUCGAGGCCCAGGCGCCGGCCAAACAAACCGCCACCGAUACCAUCAGCACGCUGAGCAGUCGCCUCGCCAGUGCACCUCUCCUCGAAGACCGCCGGGCUGCGAUAUUAGGGCUGCGCAGUUUUGCAAAAGAAUAUCCGGCGUCGGUCGCUUCCGGAGCCCUUCGCGGGCUGAUUGCAUGCCUGACAAAGGACUCUGACGAUGUGGACACUAUCAAAGUGGUGCUGGAGACGCUGCUCAUGCUCUUCAACCCUAAUGAGCAUAGCCCGGAAGCCUCAGAUGAGAUAGCCUUGUGGCUGGCGGAUGAGUUUACACAGCGGCAAGAUAACAUAACCAUCCUCCUCGAUCUCCUCGAAACGCCCGAAUUCUACUCCCGCCUAUAUGUCCUGCAGCUUCUACGCGCAAUCUUUAGCGCACGGCCGGAAAGGACGCAAGAAUGCAUCCUCACGGCACCCCUGGGCACACCUCGACUGGUAGCAACCCUGGACGACCCACGAGAACCUGUACGCAAUGAAGGUAUCGUUCUUCUUACCGACCUGUCGCACGCGUCGGCCGAGCUCCAGAAGCUCUUUGUCUUCGAAAAUGCAUUCGAGAAGGUCUUCAAUAUGAUGCUGGAGGACGGCGGCCUCGCCCAAGGAGGCAUUGUCGUCCAGGACCGCCUCUCACUGUUGGCCAACCUCGUGCGAUUCAACGCCUCGAAUCAAACUACAUUCAGAGAGACUGGAGGAGUCGCUAGGUUCGCCUCGCUGCUACCAGGUGCGAAGAAGCAGAAGCCGGCGCGGACUAGCACAGACGACGAUGACUGGGUUAGCCCCCAUGCUGAUAAGAAUGUCUGGGGUCUUCUGGCAAUAUUACGCAUGUUCCUUGUCAAGGGUAGCACGAGCACCCUGCCCAACCAGAACGCGUUCCAGAAGCAUGGCCUCCUCCAGCAGGUCCUGAACAUGGCGUUCGACCCCUCAUCAGCAAUACCUAUCAAAGUCGAAGCUCUGAACACAUGCGCGGAUUUGAUCAGGGGCAACGCUCGGUUACAAGAGGGAUUUGCGCAGCUGCAGGUACGGCCCUUCGUUGAGCCCAUUGCAAAUGGCGCCACUUCACCGAACGAUAUCACGACCGUAUAUGUUAUCGACGCUCUUCUGGACCUAGCUCUUACGCCGGCUGCGAACGAGCUCUUCGAUGUGCGGUUUGCGGCAUGCGAGUGCAUUAAAGCUUACUUCUUCAACCACAUGCAAAUUCGGUUACAUUUCCUCAGAAGGGCUAUCGCUGGGCAUAUUGAUGGCGAUGAGACAGCGAAUGCGUUGACCACGUUGCUUGCUGGCCCACAAGGCUCGCAGACGAUUGAUCCAUAUCGGACGUGGUUUGCCGCGACUCUCAUAUUUCAUCUCAUUUUCGAAGACCGCGAAGCAAAGAACGUCUUGAUGCAAGUGACUGAGGGCAACGCGGAAAAUGGAGAGGAAGUCGUCACUUGCAUUCAGACUCUGACGGGAAUUUUGAUCGCAAGUCUGCAGCUAGGGGAAGACGAAAGGAUACCCAUCGCGUACCUGAUGCUCCUGUCAGGCUGGUUAUUCGAGGAUGCGGCAGCCGUCAACGACUUUCUGGGGGAAGCAAGCAGCCUCCAAAGUCUUGUGCAAGCUGCGCAGAAGCCGGGCAACGAGUUUGUUGUUGUGCGUGGUCUCUGCGCCGCACUCCUUGGCAUCAUCUACGAAUUCUCGACCAAGGAUUCCCCUGUACCGCGGCGAGAGCUGCAGCCUGUUCUUACUACGAAGCUGGGGCGCGAGAAGUAUCUGAAUGCCAUUGCAGAGCUACGUCAUCAUCCCCUUAUCCGGGAUUUCGAAGUGCUCCCACAGGGUGGCUCGGCCGGCGGGAAUCUACCCGACGUUUUCUUCGAUGAGAUCUUCGUAGACUUCCUCAAAGACAACUUCAGUCGACUAUCACGCGCGAUCGACCGCGAUCCAGUUAUUGAGAUCCAUCAGUCCGUCGGCGGCAUUGAUCGUGACUUGGUGGACUCCUUACGUGGUCAACUCGACGAGAAAAACCAGACCAUCGAGAAAAUUCAGGGCGAGCUCCUCACCACGGAGCAGAGACUCAACCAGGAGCAGGCCGAUCAUCGGAGAACCCAAGAGUCGUCCGUUACGCAGCUGAAUACCAUCAAGAAGAUCAAUGACGACCUACAUAGGAAUCACGAAAAUGAUAUUAGAAAGCUCGAGCGUGAGCACAAGCAGGCCAUCCUGGAGCUCGAGAACAAGCACAACCUCCAAGGCGCGGCUCUAAACAAUAAGUUGCAACAGGCCGUGAAGGAGUCCAGCCUAGCUGUUGCGAAAGUCAAACAGGAGUAUGAUGAGCGGCUGGCCGAAUCGGCGCGCGCUCGCGGCGAUUUAGAACGGCGACUUAGUUCGUCGGACCGUGCACGGCAGGAGGCGCUAGAAACUGUGCGUGGUCUUGAGCAGACUCAGCGGCGCACGCGGGACGAAAUUGCGACCAUCCACCAGACAAUCGCUAACUACAAGUCCGCAGGCAACCUCCAGACCCAUCUUCGUGACAGCGAGGCCCGGAUCAAGCAGCUCGAGGACGAGAAAGAUGCUCUGCAGGGCACUGUCACAAAAUUGAAAGAGGAAAACCAGGAUCUCAAGACGAAGCUGCAGGAUCAGACAUGGAAGGUCAAGGAUGCGGAGGAGAAGCUGCGAAAAGCCGAGGCAAGUGUCCAAGAGAAGGAGGCGGCCAGGGCUGCCGCCCAGACAGAACUGGAUGAUUUCUUGCUCGUCCUCGGAGACCUUGAGGAGAAGAGGACCAGGGACAAGAAACGGCUCAAAGAGCUGGGUGAGGAGAUCUCCGAUGCAGAAGAUGAAGAUGAAGGUGAGGAGGAAGGGGAGGGCGAAGAAGAAGACGAAGAGUAGUACCAUCACCUUUCUGUGCUUCGGCCCUUGCAUCGCUAAAUCGCAUGCGGGCCAUCCCCACUACAUAGAUGGAUACCCUUAGUAUUUGCCAGCUUCUACCACG